AUGGCUCCCCAACUCGACAGCUACUUCAAGCAGGUCGACGCCUCGGCCAACGACUUCAUCGAGCGCCUUCGCAAGGCCGUUGCCAUUCCUUCCAUCUCGGCCGAGGAUGCCCGCCGUCCCGAUGUCGUCCGCAUGGGCGAGUGGCUCGCUGGCGAGCUCAAGGCUCUUGGCGCCGAGGUCGAGCUGAGGCCCCUGGGCAAGCAGCCUCACAAGGAGCACCUCGACCUGCCUCCCGUCGUCCUUGGCCGAUACGGCAAUGACAAGAACAAGCGCACGAUUCUGGUCUACGGCCACUACGAUGUCCAGCCCGCCGAGAAGAGCGACGGCUGGGCCACGGAGCCUUUCGACCUGACCGUCGACGACAAGGGCCGCAUGUUCGGUCGUGGUUCUACCGAUGACAAGGGCCCCGUUCUCGGCUGGCUCAACGCCAUUGAGGCUCACCAGAAGGCUGGCGUCGACUUCCCCGUAAACCUGCUCAUGUGCUUCGAGGGCAUGGAGGAGUACGGUUCCGAGGGUCUGGACGACUUCAUUCAGGCUGAGGCCAAGAAGUACUUUGCCGACACCGACGCCGUGUGCAUUUCCGACAACUACUGGCUGGGAACCGAAAAGCCCUGCCUGACUUAUGGCCUGCGAGGCUGCAACUACUACUCCAUUGAGGUCUCCGGCCCCGGCGCGGACCUCCACAGCGGUGUCUUUGGUGGCACCGCCCAGGAGCCCAUGACCGACCUGGUGCGCCUCCUGGGCUCCCUGGUCGAUACCCACGGCAAGAUCCAGAUCCCUGGCAUCAUGGAGCAGGUUGCCCCUGUGACCAAGGAGGAGGAGGGUCUCUACGACGGCAUCUCUUUCACCAUGGACAACAUCUUUGAGUCUCUCGGCAGCAAGACCACCAUCCACGACGACAAGAAGAACACCCUGAUGGCCCGCUGGAGAUACCCUUCCCUUUCCGUUCACGGCAUCGAGGGUGCCUUCGCCAGCCCCGGCGCCAAGACGGUCAUCCCCGCCAAGGUCAUUGGCAAGUUCUCCAUCCGCACCGUGCCCAACAUGGACAUCGACACCACCAACAACUGCGUGUACAAGUACGUUGAGGAGCAGUUUGCCAAGCUGGGCAGCAAGAACACCAUGAAGGUGUUUGCCCAGCACACGGGCAAGUGGUGGGCCGCGUCGCCCAAGCACUGGAACUUCUCCGCCGCUGCCAAGGCCACCGAGCGCGUCUGGGGCGUCCAGCCCGACUUUACUCGCGAGGGUGGAAGCAUCCCCGUUACUUUGACAUUUGAGGAGGCGACUGGCAAGAACGUCUUGCUCCUGCCCAUGGGUAGCUCUACGGACGGUGCUCACUCUAUCAACGAGAAGCUGGACAAGCGCAACUACAUUGAGGGCAUCAAGCUUCUGGGUGCCUAUCUGCACUACGUUGCCGAGGAGCCCCAGGAAUAG
Messenger RNA from Purpureocillium lilacinum, 1431 nucleotides. RefSeq lists its product as uncharacterized. NCBI's taxonomy places the organism in Eukaryota, Fungi, Ascomycota, Sordariomycetes, Hypocreales, Ophiocordycipitaceae. Gene Ontology annotation, molecular function: metallodipeptidase activity. The record is from RefSeq and is a predicted model, not a curated record. Gene Ontology annotation, biological process: proteolysis.